Aspergillus aculeatus ATCC 16872 is the source of this 1075-nucleotide messenger RNA. Its product is annotated as putative GPI anchored protein. The transcript has 2 exons. The record is from RefSeq and is a predicted model, not a curated record. The coding region runs from base 38 to 793 and encodes 251 amino acids. Lineage: Eukaryota; Fungi; Ascomycota; Eurotiomycetes; Eurotiales; Aspergillaceae.
ACCUUUAUCCACCAAAAACCCGCAAACCAAAACCACAAUGCAGAUCGCCCACCUCCUAGCCCUCAGCGGCCUCAUGCUCGCAACCACCGUCACCGCCGGCGGGGAUCUCGAUCGCAACGACGUCCCCAACACCUGCUGGGAGCCGUGCGGCCCCGUCGUCAACAUCUCGCACGCCUGCGACGCCCAGACCGACAACGACCGCGCCGAACUCCAAUGCGUCUGCGGGUGGGAUCGCGCCGCCACGCUCAUCCCGCUGUGCGAGGCCUGUAUCGGGUAUUAUCGGACCCAGCAGCAUCACGAUCACGAUCACGAUGAUGACCAUGACCAUGACAAUGACAACGAUGAUGAUGAUGAUGAUGAUGAUGAUGAUGAUGAUGAUGAUGAUGAUGACGACAAUGACCGACACGAUAACAACGCAUACGAUAUCCUGACCUCAUGCUCCUUUUCAACCACCACCUGGAACCCGGCGGCUGCGACCUCGGUGCUGAGCGCGGUACAUGCGUCGACGACGGGGAAUGGGAAUGCGACUGCUAGCACUAGUGCUAGUGCUACUGGGGCGGGGGCUGCGGGUACGACUACUGCUGCUGCUGGAACCGGGGGAGGUCGGGAUAGUGUUAGUACCACUGAUGGUAGUAGUGGUGCGACUGGUCGGGCUGAUUCGGGUACGGCGACGGGCGCUGUCUCUGCGGAGGGGACUCGAGUUACUGAUAAUGCGGCGCCGGGGCUGGUGGCGGGUCGUGAGGCUGCGUCUUUUGCGGCUGUUGUUGGGGUGGGUGUUCUUGCUUUGUUGUGAGGGUGAGUGGUGGAGAUUGGGGGGAGUGAGGCCUUUGGAGCUGAGGGGUGGGAGGCAGAGUGGGGUGAGUGAAGAGGAUCGCUUUGGUUAGAUCUAUGAAUGAUGGACUAUGAAAGCAUGAGUGAUGAUUCUGGUAGAUAGGAUAUAAUAUCAUGUUGUUGGGUGGAUGUCGUUUGGGUUCGGCUCGAACUGUUGAUGGGGUUUGGUUGCAGUUGUCAAGUUGUGAGAAUGCUGCUGUCAUUUAGUCUUUGUUUCGAUGACUACGAAUAAGAUACUCUUGAG